AUGUGGCGUAUUUGCAAUUGUGUACAGCUUCAGCCAAUUCUGAACGGAUGCAAGCGUUGCCAGCUGCCGGCAGAAGUAAACCGCAACAUUAGGGGUUCCCCGCGUUCGCAACAGCCGCGAUUCAUUGACUUAAAUAGGAGUCCAUCUGAAAGGAAGCCUCCUCAUGUUGGGGUGGUUGGCCAUGCCAUUCAGAAGAAUCCAGAAACAAAAUUUAAGAGUUGUUCUGCUUACUCCCGCCAGAAGAACUCCAAUAGCAGCCUAUGCGAUAGAAGUUCUAGCAGCGAAGUAGCAGCCAAGAAGACAACUGAAAUCUAUGCCAGUCAGAGUCUACCAAUAGAGAAAAAAAGUCAAGUAUACGUCAAAUGGAAUGCACACUCAGCAGAAAAAACUGAAAGCUCAACAAAAAGGCAUUUGCUUGCAGAGAGAAGAGCCGAAGCCUACCCCAAACGGCAUAUGUCGCGCAAACGAGCACCAAUUAAAUCAUCUUGGUAUGGGGGUUCUAAGAAGUUUCUAGAUCGCUUAAAGCAACUACUGUAUGAUCCAAGCACUUCGAUAAAAAAAACACAGAGCGACAGAUUCUACGAUUGCGAGGAGCCAUCAUCUGCCAAAAGUGACCUAUUUACAAAACCCGAAAAUGUCUCCAAGAAAACCGUAGAAAUAAAGCCAGAGCUGUUGACGAGACAGAGUAAUAUAAUAGACUGCACUCCAGAAAAACUAAAGUGCCCAAAAGCUGUGAAGCGUAAAACUUCAAAUAUUUCUUCCUGUUCGCAACUAGAACAAUUAAAAAACGACGUUGAAUCCUUAAUAUAUCCAUGUCCAACAGAAGACGCCAGACUGUUAGGUCAACGCCCCAGAAAUAUCCGGUCUAGCGAUUUCACGGGCAAACAAAAGCCUCAAAAACCUGAAAGUACGCGUUGCAUUAACUGUGAUGCCACACCAAAGCCAAACCAAGAAACAGAUUCGAGUUUAGAGAAAUUCUUGUGCAACAAAAGUGAAAUCAAAAUGCAGGAGAAGAAACCGAACACGCCAAAUGUUGCAUCAGUUUCUUCUGGAUUGGAGUCUGGUGUCUCAUAUCCUCAGUCGAAUUUUCAGCUUAGAAGUCGAACGUCCCCUUCCAUUUCUCCCCAAUGUUUAGAUAAACGAGCAACAGUCCGAAGUGUUCUUGUCAACAGAUCCGACCAGAAUGUGGUAUUUUCAUGCAGCCCAGCCAAAUCCAUAAAGAAGGACAAUCCAAAUAUGUACUCUUCAAACUAUACUGAGGGUUCAGACGAUCCAGUAGAAGAUUGUUGUGGGAAAACAAAUAUACUAUUCCAAAAAUUGAAAGCAAUUCCUUUUUCAAAUGGCGCUGUACCCAAAUCCAGUAAAAAAUCCUCCUCAGAUUACAAGUGUACCCCGCCCAAGGGCUCGAAAGAUGAGUCUCUGGCCCAAACGUUAUGUAGGGAUCUGUCGGCCUUCAAUAAGUCUGAACAAGAAUCCACAUUAGAUUUAUUCGAAGGCGACCUUAAUACGCUGUUCUCCAGGGUAAAAAAGAGCUCGAGCGAUCUGUGGCGUAACCAGCUGCCUAGCAAGAAGUUCGAAGAGGCGCUCGAGGAUCUACGGCAAUGGGAAAAUUACAUCAUCUGCAGUAACCCAGUUGGCGCAGGGUUUUCUGAACGCAAGGAGUUCGAACUGGAUAGUAUAGCCAAAUACGUCAAUGAUAUGCAGAAUCGAAAUAACUUACGCAAUCAGAAAAGACACUUGACGACCGAAAAUAUGCCAAAGGGCAUUCGCCUCGGCAGAAAAGUCAGCCAGUCUUCUAUACUCAACAGGGCACUCAAGGCUAAAAUGAGUACUGUUGGACAGAAACUUCCAAAUGCAGGCUUCGAGCUGAGCUCAACACAUAAAAUCAAGUUCUUAGAUCCUGUAAAGAGCACGAAGAGCGCGUACUCGAGGACACAAUUGCAUGACCUACGCUAUCAGAAAGCCAGCCGCAUUAAGGACAUGCAACAAAACGAGAAGAGAUUUUUGGAUCCGAACGAUGCGAAUAUAAAUGCGCUUAGUAAAUCCUGGACGGCGUACCAGCGAACGUUAGAUCGUAAGUUGGACAGCUCAAGAUUGGAGGAGGACCAAAGCAACAAAUCAGAUGAACAACUAAAAUUCCAAUUAAGAGUCGAAACGCUGCAGAGAGAAGGUAAUGCGAAGAAUGCGAGCGUCAAUCAAUCUGAUAUCAAUUACAUAAACUCUGAAGUAAAACAGAUCGAUAACAUUAUCAAGCAAUGCGAGUUACUAAGAAGUAAAUGCUCAAUGCGUUUAGAAGAUAAACGUGAGCAGGACCUUCAACAGAAGCUUAAAAGGAACAGUGGUGGAAUUCAAGCAGCUGGAUCGUUACUUCAGAAAAAAUGCAUAGAAGCCAGCGGAAAGCAGAAGAAGCAGGUCAUACUCGAACGGCUAAAGAAAUUCCUAGACAUCGAUGCGAAUAAACCCGAACUGCAAGACAAAUGCGAUGCAUCUCAAUUAGACAGGCUGAAAAAGGAAGCACACCUACAGAAAGGCAAGGUAUAUCCAAACUCCGAUCCAAAUAAAACCGAAAUGCACAACAAAUGCAAUACAUGUCAAUUCAACAGGCUGAAAAAAGAAGCACACCUACAAAAAUGCAAAGCAUUCCCAAACACCGAACCGAAUAAAAACGCAAUGCAAAACAAAUGCAGGCUAAAAAAGGAAGCACACCUACAGAAAUGCAAGGAAGUCGCAAAGAUGAACAAGCCCGACGAAUGUGUGAAAUCUUGCCAAACGGCGAGCAAAAACUCUGCAAAAGUGGACAGAAAAUGCAAACGUUCGGAAAUACAAAAUAGUGAAUAUGAAAAAAUGUACUGGGAAACAGUACUAUCGAAGCAUGGUCAUGUUAAGGAUGGUAAUAUAAAAUCCAAGAGAUGGGAAAAUGCUGGAAAAGGUCAGGAGGCCGGAAUAAAAAUGAAAUGCCCAGAAUGCGAAAAGCAUCGCAGAGAGAUCGAUCAACAGAAAUCAAAUGCACGCAAUAUAAGACAGAAAUCAGAAACGAUUGACAAAAUCUACAAGGAUGCAAAAAAAAGAGUAGCCGUACUUGAGAAGCAGCUAAAGAAAUGUUUUCAAGAACAGGAGCUGAGAAAUAAGAAGUGCCAGGUUAAAGGCAUAGGCAUAACGAUGGCAUAUUUGUAACACCAUCCGUUUUCCAAUGGGACACACUGGGCUGCCCUGCUCCAGCACAACGUCGGGAUGGUAGAUGCCAACUGUUUGGUUCACAAAAUCAAAGAGGUUUAACCGACGCUGGUGGAAUUCUUGAUGCUCUCGGUAUAUCCUACGCCAGACGUUUAGAUAGUAAAUUCUAUUUGUUUGACCUUCAAAAUCGUUUGGCUCGCGCUGAUAAUUUUAAACAAGUUCAACUAUCCACUAUACCA
Molecule: messenger RNA, 3413 nt
Organism: Drosophila montana
Lineage: Eukaryota; Metazoa; Arthropoda; Insecta; Diptera; Drosophilidae
Product: axoneme-associated protein mst101(2)-like
Exons: 2
Coding region: 1-3174 (1057 amino acids)
Source: RefSeq, a predicted model, not a curated record